This is a messenger RNA of Bactrocera tryoni, 380 nucleotides long. RefSeq names its product cytochrome c oxidase assembly protein COX19. Bases 85 to 369 code for a protein of 94 amino acids. Gene Ontology annotation, biological process: mitochondrial respiratory chain complex IV assembly. The record is from RefSeq and is a predicted model, not a curated record. The transcript has a single exon. NCBI's taxonomy places the organism in Eukaryota, Metazoa, Arthropoda, Insecta, Diptera, Tephritidae. Gene Ontology annotation, cellular component: mitochondrial intermembrane space.
UUGCUUCACGUGAAUUUGUGUAAUCGCGCAUAGGUAAGUUGUAAACCCGUUCCCAGGUAGCUAUAUUACCAGAGAAUUUGUCAAAUGAAUUCGAAUACGCUUAAUCAGAAGUCAUUCAUACCAACACCACCGGAGAAGGGCAGUUUUCCACUUGAUCACGAAAGCAUUUGUAAAAAAUACUACCUCCUGUACAUGAAUUGUUUGCGCCGAAACAACGACAACAACUCGCAGUGUCGCCAAGAAGCUAAAGAAUACCUUGGUUGUCGCAUGCAAAACAAUUUGAUGGAGCAAACGCAGUGGUCCAAGCUGGGCUUUGAAGACGAGAGUAAAACAAAUACCAAGGAUAAUAACAAAAACAAAUUGCAAUAAAUCAAAUUAAA